Vitis riparia (riverbank grape) is the source of this 1158-nucleotide messenger RNA. RefSeq lists its product as uncharacterized. Lineage: Eukaryota; Viridiplantae; Streptophyta; Magnoliopsida; Vitales; Vitaceae. The coding region runs from base 1 to 1158 and encodes 385 amino acids. The transcript has a single exon. Gene Ontology annotation, molecular function: zinc ion binding; nucleic acid binding. The record is from RefSeq and is a predicted model, not a curated record.
AUGUCGAUUGGUGCAUCUCUUGCUGGGUUUCACACAUCAAUAAGGCCUGUGGUUGCAGUUGAUGGGACAUUUUUGAAAGCAAAGUACUUAGGGACUUUAUUUAUUGCAGCAUGUAAAGAUGGCAACAAUCAGAUAUACCCUUUAGCCUUUGGGAUUGGUGAUUCAGAAAAUGAUGCCUCAUGGGAGUGGUUUUUACAAAAACUACAUGAUGCACUUGGACACAUUGAUGAUUUGUUUGUGAUAUCAGAUCGACAUGGUAGCAUUGAGAAAGCAGUACAUAAAGUAUUUCCCUAUGCGAGGCAUGGUGUCUGCACUUAUCACGUUGGACAAAAUUUGAAGACAAAGUUCAAGAAUCCUGCAAUUCAUAAGUUGUUCCAUGAUGCUGCCCAUGCUUAUCGUAUUUCAGAGUUUAAUUUUAUAUUUGGGCAACUAGAGAUGAUUGACCCAAGAGCAGCAAGAUAUUUGAUGGAUAUAGGUGUUGAUCGAUGGGCUCGUUCAUAUUCUAUCGGAAAAAGAUAUAAUAUCAUGACGACAGGGAUCGUUGAAAGCCUUAAUGCUGUGUUGAAAAAUGCUAGAGAUCUUCCGGUUUUGCAAUUGGUUGAAGAAUUGAGAAACUUACUUCAAAAAUGGUUUGUGACUUGUCAACAACAAGCAAUGUCAAUGUCAACUGAACUUACCAUGUGGGCUGAUGGAGAACUUCGUUCUAGGUAUAAUAUGUCAGCAACAUAUCUAGUGGAACCUAUCAACUCCAAGGAGUGUAAUGUUAACUAUGCUGGCAUUAGUGCUCAAGUGAAUUUAGACACUCGUUCAUGCACAUGUCGACAAUUUGAUCUUGAUCAUAUUCCAUGUACACAUGCUAUUGUUGCUUGUAGAUUUUACAACAUUUCAUGUUACACUUUGUGCUCCAAGUAUUUUACUACUAAAGCAUUGUUAUCUUCAUAUUCAGAGUGUAUUUAUCCAACUGGAAAUGAAAUAGAUUGGGUAGUACCUAAUCAUAUUCGUGACAAAGUUGUGUUACCACCUAAAACGAGACGCCCAACAGGAAGACCAAGGAAAGUAAGAAUUCCUUCUGGUGGAGAGGGCAAGCGUACAUCUCGUUGUAGUCGAUGUGGUCAAUAUGGGCAUAAUCGGAAAACAUGCAAACGACCAAUCCCUUGA